UCGGCGGCUAGUUCAGAGAAACAGACAAGGAUCUGAUUGAGAUUUGAGGCUAGUGGCUUUGUGCUUUAUAUUUUCUUCGUUGCCUAUCUUAAACCUCACAUGCUCUGAUCGUCUCGCCAGCUCUGCUCUUCUAGACGCUCUGAUCGUCUGCAGCUCAGCACAAAUGGCAGAGGCGGUCCUCCUUGCUCUAACGAAGAUCGGUGAUGCUUUAGCAAAUGAAAUCGCUAAAGAAUUGAUUGCCAAACUGUCUGAAAAGGUUAAUAAUCUAAAGGAUCUGGAUGAGAAGAUUGAGCAAAUGAGGAAACAAUUGACAACCAUGAACAACGUUAUAUUGCAGAUAGGCACGACAUACCUCACUGAUGAAGUCGUCAAGGGUUGGAUUGGGGAGGUAAGGAAGGUGGCCUACCGUGUUGAGGAUGUCAUGGACAAAUACUCGUAUUACUCUGUGCAAAUGGCGGAAGAGUGGUUCCUUAAAAAAUACUUCAUCAAAGCAUCACAUUAUGUUAUUGUUUUCACUGAAAUUGCUAAUGAGGUAGUCAAGAUAGAGAAGGAAAUCAAACAAGUUAUAGAACUGAAGGAUCAGUGGUUGCAUCCAUCCCAGCUUGUUUCUGACCCGCUCACUGAGAUGGAAAGACAGAGGUCCCGGGACAGCUUCCCAGAACUUGUGAAAGAUGAAGAUCUUGUGGGGAUUGAAGACAACAGGAGACUGCUGACUGAAUGGUUGUACACCGACGAGCUGGACAGUAAGGUGAUAACAGUGUCAGGUAUGGGCGGACUGGGGAAAACCACCCUGGUCACAAAUGUGUAUGAACGUGAAAAGAUCAACUUCUCUGCUCAUGCAUGGAUGGUUGUGUCUCAAACCUACACUGUGGAUGCUCUAUUAAGGAAGCUGCUUUGGAAAGUUGGUUACACAGAACCACCACUGUCAAGUAACAUUGACAAAAUGGAUGUGUAUGAUUUGAAAGAGGAAAUAAAGCGAAUGCUCAAAGUUAGAAAAUGCUUGAUCGUACUUGAUGAUGUCUGGGACCAAGAAGCAUACUUUCAAAUACGUGAUGCAUUCCAGAAUGACCAAGGAAGUCGCGUAAUAAUCACAACACGGAAGAAUCAUGUGGCAGCUCUUGCUUCCUCAACAUGUCACCUUGAUCUCCAGCCAUUGAGUGAUAUUCAUGGCUUUGAUCUAUUCUGCAGAAGGGCAUUUUAUAACAUUAAGGACCAUGAGUGUCCCACGGAACUCGUGAAAGUUGCCAAAUCUAUAGUUGAGCGGUGUCAGGGCCUUCCACUAGCAAUUGUGUCAAUAGGCUGCCUCCUGUCUUCAAGAUCACGGUCACAUUAUGUUUGGAAUCAAGCAUACAAUCAACUUAGAAGUGAGUUGUCAAAGAACAAUCAUGUCCGAGCAAUUUUAAAUAUGAGCUACCAUGACCUGUCAGGAGACCUAAGAAACUGCUUUUUGUACUGCAGCCUAUUCCCGGAAGACUACCCGCUCUCCCGUGAGAGCCUUGUGCGUCUGUGGAUUGCAGAAGGCUUUGUCCUGAGGAAAGAGAACAACACACCAGAGGCAGUAGCUGAGGGAAAUCUCAUGGAAUUGAUAUACAGGAAUAUGCUUCAAGUUACAGAGUAUGAUGAUCUCGGCAGGGUGAAUACUUGUGGAAUGCAUGACAUUAUGCGAGACCUGGCCCUUUCUGCUGCUAAAGAGGAGAAGUUUGGCUCUGCAAAUGAUUUUGGCACAAUGGUAGAGAUUGAUAAGGAUGUUCGUCGUCUGUCAACUUACCGAUGGAAAGACAGUACUGCACCAAUUCUCAAACUUCUACGUCUUCGAACCAUAGUAUCACUUGAAGCAUUUUCAUCUUCCAUUGAUAUGUUGUCCUCAGUUUUGUCUCACUCAAGCUACCUUACUGUUCUCGAGCUUCAAGAUUCAGAAAUCACUCAAGUUCCACCAUCUAUAGGGAAUUUGUUUAAUCUACGUUACAUUGGCUUACGGAGGACCAAGGUUAAGUCACUCCCAGACUCCAUUGAAAAGUUGCUGAACCUCCACACUCUGGACAUGAAGCAAACAAAGAUAGAGAAGCUACCACGAGGAAUCACUAAAAUCAAGAAGCUAAGACACUUGUUUGCUGAUAGAUGUGUUGACGAGAAGCAGUCGGAGUUCCGAUACUUUGUAGGAAUGCAGGCACCUAAAGAUCUAUCCAACCUGAAAGAACUACAAACUCUGGAGACUGUUGAAGCCAGCAAGGACUUAGCUGAGCAGUUGAAGAAACUCAUACAACUAAAAAGUGUAUGGAUUGACAACAUAAGCUCUGCUGAUUGUGAUAAUAUUUUUGCUACACUGUCAAAUAUGCCGCUACUUUCCAGUUUGCUUCUUUCUGCAAGGAAUGAGAAUGAGCCACUUUCUUUUGAGGCUCUCAAGCCAAGUUCCACAGAACUCCACAGGUUAAUUGUCAGAGGGCAAUGGGCCAAGAGUACAUUGGACUACCCGAUAUUCCGUAGCCACAGUACACAUCUCAAAUAUUUAUCCCUAAGUUGGUGUCAUCUCGGGGAAGAUCCAUUGGGGAUGCUUGCGUCGAACUUGUCGGACCUCACUUAUCUAAAACUGAACAACAUGCAGAGUGCAGCAACAUUAGUUCUUCGUGCAAAGGCAUUCCCCAAACUAAAGACUCUUGUCUUGAGGCAGAUGCCUGAUGUCAAGCAGAUAAAGAUCAUGGAUGGCGCCCUUCCAUGCAUUGAAUGUUUGUACAUUGUGUUGCUGCCGAAGCUGGACAAGGUCCCUCAAGGCAUUGAGUCCCUUAACUCCCUGAAGAAGCUCUCCCUGUUGAACCUGCAUAAAGACUUCAAAAUCCAAUGGAAUGGUAAUGAGAUGCACAAGAAGAUGCUGCAUGUUGCAGAAAUCUGUGUCUAGAAGUUGCAUGCUUUAUUUACCUUAAAGAGGCUCUUUGUAAUUUUGUAGCACCCUUGAAUUUUUCAUUUAUUUAAAAAUCUUGUCAUUUAAACAUUUUGAGUAUAAAUUUGGUUCUUAUUUGAUUUUGUGCCAAA
Molecule: messenger RNA, 3027 nt
Organism: Oryza sativa Japonica Group (Japanese rice)
Lineage: Eukaryota; Viridiplantae; Streptophyta; Magnoliopsida; Poales; Poaceae
Product: disease resistance protein RPM1
Biological process (GO): defense response to other organism
Molecular function (GO): ADP binding
Source: RefSeq, a predicted model, not a curated record